Nannospalax galili (Upper Galilee mountains blind mole rat) is the source of this 792-nucleotide messenger RNA. Its product is annotated as mitotic checkpoint serine/threonine-protein kinase BUB1-like. Lineage: Eukaryota; Metazoa; Chordata; Mammalia; Rodentia; Spalacidae. The transcript is spliced from 6 exons. Bases 1 to 792 code for a protein of 263 amino acids. The record is from RefSeq and is a predicted model, not a curated record.
AUGGGGGCACGCAGGGAUCUCGGGGCGUCCCCUGCACUCACCUGGAGAGGCGCGGCGGGUCCUGUGGGCUUCUCGGUCUCCACUGCGCACCUGGAAGGUCGGCGGGAAGUGCCUCACAAUGAAGAAUUUUUGGAUGAUUCAACAGUCUGGGGUAUUCGAUACAACAAAACCCUAGCACCCAGUCCUAAGAGUAUAGGAGACUUUACAUCUGCUGCCCAGCUUGCAUCUACACCAUUCCACAACCUUCCAGCAAAUUCAUUGCACAUUCUAGAAGAUAAAGAAAAUGUGGUAGCAACACAGUAUACCCAUGUGGCUUUGAAUUCUUGUGAAGAAAACCUGGUGGAGGUCUCAAAAGACAGAAAGCUUGGUCCAAUUCAAGAGAAAAUCCAAGAGCAAGCAUUUCCUUCUGAUGAGUAUUCAGCAUCUUUACACCGUCCUAGCCAGCCUGUCACAGGUGGUGUACUCACUCAGGAAGCAGUGUGCAGCCUUGAGCCCUAUAAGUGUACAGACACUGACCUUGCUGUCAUGGAGGACCCACCAGAUGCCAGCCCCAGGCUCCAAGUUGAAUGGAUGCAGACUAGUUCACUUGGGAAUGUCAGUGCUCCAAGCUUUGCUGUUGAGAACCCAUGGGAUGAUGAAUUGAUUCUGAAGCUUCUAUCUGGGCUUUCUAAACCAGUGAGUUCCUAUUCAAAUACGUUUGAAUGGCAGUGUAAACUUCCAGCCAUCAAGCCCAAGACCGAAUUUCAAAUGGUCAGAACAGCUGUCAUCAAGAAAAGAGGCAAUGAAUGCUGA